Molecule: messenger RNA, 1532 nt
Organism: Mustela lutreola (European mink)
Lineage: Eukaryota; Metazoa; Chordata; Mammalia; Carnivora; Mustelidae
Product: granulocyte-macrophage colony-stimulating factor receptor subunit alpha-like
Exons: 10
Coding region: 53-1468 (471 amino acids)
Biological process (GO): cytokine-mediated signaling pathway
Cellular component (GO): external side of plasma membrane; membrane
Molecular function (GO): protein binding; cytokine receptor activity
Source: RefSeq, a predicted model, not a curated record
AUAGUUAGCACGAGACGCCGUGUGGGGCUGCUUGCCGUCACAGCCCCGGCGGAUGCUGCUUUGCCCAAUUUUUCCAGUUCCUCAUUUUGGCCCCAUAGGAGUGUUCAGUGGUGAUGCCACGAUCAGAGAGGACAGCACGUACUUCUGCAUCUUCCGUAACCGCGUGCUGCAUCGGGGAGCCAACCUGACCGUGAGGGUCACCUGUGACGGGGCCAAAUUCCAGGAAGUCUUGCUUUUCGCAAACCCAGGCAGGGAAGGUUCCGGCGCCGUGAACUUCUCCUGCUUCAUCUACAACGUCCGUCUCAUGAACUGCAGCUGGGCGCCCGGCCCCCGAGCCCCCGCCGACGUCUGCUACCGGCUCUUCUGGUGGGCCUCCCUGCACGAGGAUGAGGCGGAGUGCGUGCAUUACGUCACAGACCCCACGGGGACCCGCGUGGGCUGCCAUUUCGAUGAACUCGGUGAACCCCAGGGUAUGGAUAAUUACUUCUUCCUACUGAAUGGGACCAGCAGUGAGACCGCAAUCCCGUUUUUGGACUUUGUUCCGUUUGAAGCCCGUAAGAUCGAAAAGUACAACCCCCCAACAAACAUCAUGAUCGCCCACAACACAUCGCAUCACAUUAUCCGGUGGGAGAACCCCGAGAUGAGAUACGAGCUUUCGACUCAAGUCUUGUAUUAUGAGCUGGACAUCCAGAGACCGGGCAGCGCUUCCAAGACAAACCCCGUUUUGCAGAGGGGGCAAGAUUCGAAUGUGUACGUGGUGCCGCGUUCUGCCGUCAGGCCGGACACCACGCUCCGGCUGAGGGUGCGCUAUGUGCAUAACGAGCUGUGGAGCGAGUGGAGCCCGACGCUGCGUCUCGGCCUCCCGGAGGACUUCCCCGGUGCCCUGGUCGGGGUGCUGGUAGCGGCCUCGGCAGUGCCCGCGCUGGUCCUCGUGUGCUUCUGCAAAUGGUACAGUCUGUUCCCCCGCAUCCCGCAGGUGAAGAAGGAACUCACCGGGACCCUGUUCUCCCCGGAGGGUCCGUCCAUGGCGCAGCAGGUGGCAGAGCUCUGCUCCGUUCGUGGCUUAGUGACCUUCCCCCACAUGCACUGGAGGGAGAAGGUGUCCACCCUUCGGCCACGGGGAACCAUGCAGCUCUGCACGGGCACUUUCUGGGCGGCACCACGAGGGUCUUGCACGUGGGUGCCCUCAACGCUGCCCGACUUCUGUCUCCCAGGUGUCUUGGGACGAGGGCCACCGGCCGCCGAACUCCCGGGAGCCCGAGGACAUCCUCAUCGUGGAGGACAUGUCGUGACCUGCGUGGCUUCAGCCUCUCCCCGCGUCCCCCGCCUCCCCGGAAAAUGUCGCGCAGGAGCGCUGCACGCUUACGUCGGGGGACGAUGUCUCCCCCGACCCCCCCCACCGCCACCCAAAACCCAGGCUUUCUGGCUUCAUGCUGGCGUCCACACCGGGGCUGCUGUAGGCAUCUGACGGGCGUUUCCUUCCUGGUUUCUGUAUUUCUGACUCCGGGGGAAAUAAAAUAGUUCUACGGUGA